This is a messenger RNA of Pollicipes pollicipes, 2712 nucleotides long. Its product is annotated as eukaryotic translation initiation factor 4 gamma 1. Gene Ontology annotation, cellular component: eukaryotic translation initiation factor 4F complex. Lineage: Eukaryota; Metazoa; Arthropoda; Thecostraca; Pollicipedomorpha; Pollicipedidae. Gene Ontology annotation, molecular function: mRNA binding; translation initiation factor activity; protein binding. Bases 49 to 2712 code for a protein of 887 amino acids. The record is from RefSeq and is a predicted model, not a curated record. The transcript has 14 exons.
GGGCCGCGGCCGCCCGGGCCCGGCGGCUACGCCGGCCACGGACCGCCCAUGCCCGGCAUGGGCAUGCCGCCGCCGGUGGCGCCGUUCGGCCUGCCCGGAGGUCCGCACGGCGGCCAGGGCAGCGUGAUGAUGUUCAUCCAAGGCAUGCCGCCUGGUGGAACGAGUCACGCGGUCGUGCCGCAACAGUACAUGACGCCGAGCAUGUACCAGCAGCAGUACGCGCCGCUGCCGCAGCCGCAGCCGCAGCAGGGCAUUUACUCGCAGCAGCAGCAGCCACAACAGAUGUGGUCGGCCAUAGGGCUGCAGCAGCAGCAGCAGCAACAGCAACAACAGCAGCAGCAGCAACAACAGCAGCAGCAACAGCAGCAUCAGCAGCAGCCGCUGGAGCCGCGCCACCUGCAGCAGUUUGACCAGCAGCUGUCGUCGUUCGAGCAGCUGCAGCAGUUCGACCAGCGGCAGAUGUUGCCGGCCGUGUGGGGCGGCGCGCUGCGCUACCAGGCGGCCAACGGACGCGUCGCCCACUCGCCCGACGUCAUCAGACGCGCCGUCAUUAGGAACGCCUCGCCGGCCGCCGCCAGUCGCCAGCUGGAGCCUCGGGGCGCGGCCCGAGAGAACGGCAACGAGCUGAAGCCUGUGGCCGUGCCGUCUGCGGCGGAGGUGACUCAAGCGUCGCCGCCUGCCGUGGAGGAGGAGCCUGAGCCUCUUGUGGAGGACCGGGGGCCAGCUGUCGCUGACGUUGACGACGCGCAGCCGGCUGUCGUGGACGAUGGCGUGAAAUCUGCUCAAGUGAUCAAGGAGGCCGGCGACGGCACGCCGCCACCGCCGGAGGCGGGCGCGCGGAACGGCACGGUCGGCGCAGACGCCGCCGGCACGCCCGAGGCGCCGCCCGUCGUCAACGGUGACGCUGAGAGGGAGACGCCGCCCGCCGGCCGGCCACCGACUCACAUGGACGGCAUCAGAGCCGACCUGGUCUCGCUGUCAGGCAAGACGCAGUACGGCCGCGAGGACCUGCUGCGGCUGCAGCACUGCCCGCUAUCGCAGCGGCGGCCGGCGGCGCUGCCCGACCUGCCGUCGAUCGUGCGCAGGGACCGGUCGGCGCCGCCCGACCCGCGCGCCGCCAUGGCCGCCUUCAAGUCGCGCAGCAUGGGCGGCAACACCGAGUUCUUGUCCGGCUUCAAGCCGGCCGUCGGACCGCCCGGCAAGUACCGCGGCCGCGGCUCGGGCCAGGGCCGUCGCGACACGCCGCAGCAGGGGCCGCCGCCGCCGCGCCGCAUCGAGAUCAGCCUGAACCGCGACGUCAAGCUGCGCACCACCGACAACGCGUGGAAGCCGUCCAAGGCGGCGGCCGACACGGUCGACGAGGCCGACGCCGAGAUGGCUAUCAUCCGCGCGCUCAAGGGCAUCCUCAACAAGAUCACGCCCAGCAACAUCGAACGCCAGAUCGAGAACAUCAGAAAGCUGGAGGUGAAGGGCAAGGAGCGACUCGCCAACAUGAUCAACGUGCUGUUCGACAAGGCGGUGGACGAGCCGGCGUACGCCAGCCAGUACGCCACCGUCUGCGUGGCCAUGGCCAAGUUCGAGGUGGACGUCGACGCCAAGGAAGGGAAGCCCGUCACGUUCCGCAAGCUGCUGCUCACCAAGUGCCAGGAGGAGUUUGAGAAGGACAAGUCGCUGGGCGUGAACCGGGAGGCGCGACAGCUGGAGAUCGAGGCUCAGACGGACCCGGCGCUGCGGCGCGAGAAGGCGCACGCGCUGGCCGAGGAGGAGCGCCGCGUGCGCCUGCGCUCCAACGGCAACAUCCGCUUCAUCGGCGAGCUCUACAAGCUGGGCAUGCUGACGGACCGCAUCAUGCAGCAGUGCAUCGUCAAGCUGCUGCACGACAAGCACGAGGACUCGUACGAGUGCCUGACCAAGCUGGUCACCACCAUCGGCCAGAAGCUGGAGAAGGCCGAGCAGACGCGCGGCAAGAACCUGAGCCCGCAGUUCGACGAGUUCCGGCGGCUGUCCACGGACAAGGCGCUCUCUUCGCGUGUGCGCUUCAUGCUGCAGGACCUGAUCGAGCUGCGCGCCAACAGCUGGGUCAGCACGCGCGCCGCCGGCCAGCCGCGGCCCAUGACCAUCGAGGAGGUGCACGAACAGGCGCGUCGACAGGCGGCCGAGCAGCAGGUGGCGCUGGCGCAGGCCGAGGACCGGCGGGCCUCGCGGCUGACCGGGCCGGCCGACGCCACCGCUGACGACAUGAAGCGCCAGGCGCGCGCCAUCGUCGGCGAGUUCCUCGAGAACGGAGAUAUCGAGGCGAGCAUGGAGGAUUGCGAGACGCACCUGCACGAGGCCACGCUGUCCACAUUCGUGGCCCAGUGCCUGGACGUGUUCGUGGACGCCCGCUCCUCGGAGCAGCGCCACGCGGCCGGCCAGCUGCACCGCCUGCUGCUGGAGCGUGGCCUGCUCACGCCCGCCAUCUACCUGGCCGGCGCUGGCGACGUGCUCGACGCCGCUGUCGACCUGGCCACGGACGUGCCGGCCAUCUGGACGAACCUGGCGCAGCUACUGGCGCCGGCGCUGCUGCUGGCCCGCUGGCUGGAGGCCAACUGCAGUUCGGAGGACCGCCGCAACCCGGGCUUCGUCACCGACCUCGUCUCGGCCAUCGCCUUCAACGCCAUUGUGAUAGGUGAGGGCUCGGCGGCGCCCAAGUGGGGAGGGCCGGCGUGGUGA